Messenger RNA from Spirodela intermedia, 5764 nucleotides. NCBI's taxonomy places the organism in Eukaryota, Viridiplantae, Streptophyta, Magnoliopsida, Alismatales, Araceae. The record is from the annotation of a GenBank genome assembly.
AUGCUGGAGAAGAUUGGAUUGCCGGCAAAGCCCUCGAUGCGUGGGGGGAGCUGGGUCGUCGACGCGUCGCACUGCCAGGGGUGUUCCUCCCAGUUUUCUUUCAUCAGUCGCAAGGUUUGCGAUCUUCUUCCCUUUUUGCUUUUUCGAGGUAUGGAGGACGGUCUUCCUACCGAGAUUCUUAGCCUCUUUUCUUCGAUCGACUGAAAGCCCGCUCUGUCUACUUUCUCACGAUGUCCGUGGCAAUGGUACGGAAUUCGAUAUGAUCGACCUCUUCUGGGGUUGAUUCUGUUUGGCUCGUUGAGCAAUUGAUGAGCCCCCUUUUGUGGAUCUCAACAGCAAUGUCUUCAGAAAUCAGAAGAAAGAAGUUUAUGUGUAUCUUUCUCAUCACUUGGAAGGCAGCAUAAAAACGUGGGCUCGUCGUCAAGUCCCAGUGUGAAUCUGAUGCACAUGAAGCCAGGUGCCGAUGUGCUGUUGGUCAUCACUCUCUCUAAAAAUUCAUUUCGUUUUUCAUCCUCCGUCUUCGUUAUUUUUAUAGCCAUCUAGAUGAAAUCCAGCGUUUUCUACCUUACAAAUUAUGGGAAACUAGGCGUGCGUUAUUUUUAUAGCCAUCUAGAUGGGCUUAGUCUGAAUAUAUCCGUUUGCUUUGCAGGAGGACAUGUUUACCGGGUUUUUGUAAUUUAUCGAUGACCAAAGGUUUUCACUUUGGGGAUCGAUCUUUGAAGUAGUGGAAGGGAUUCACCCUCCAUUCUGGUUUGUAUUGGUGAUCUUUGAGGAAGAUGUUUAGAUGAGGAGGUUUACCAAGGUAGUGGAUUCGUGAAGAAAAUUGUCUCUACCUGUCUAUAGUGUCAAACACGUCAACAGGGAAGACAUGUGAUUUGUCUCAUCUGAUAGGUCACCUCUAAUGAGGAAACACGAUAACCUUUCCUAUUUAACCAAGUUAAGAUAAACUCUACUCAUGAAUAGGGUAAAGCCCCUGUUCUUUCAAAUGAGGGAAAACUAGCAGACCAGUAGACGAUGUAACAUUUUGGGCAACUUGGAGGGCACAUAAGUCAUCUUACUUGUACAUUUUUUCUUUUUUUCACUCAAAGGAACGUAAACAAAUGUAAGUGUAAGUCGUGAACUUAGAUGUGAAGAACACCUCACUGAGGGAUGUGUAUGUACUGAGUAAAUUUAUAUGGGAGGGGUCCAAUGCUUGAGACAUAAGUUGGACUAGUUCCUUGACUUCAUCUUCAAUUCACGUCUCACGGCUAUAAGCCUAAAAGACGAUACUGAUUGGUGGAGGAAUUCAGAAGUUUGCUGUUUUAUUGGAGUGUAUUAUCUAUCUGAAUGAAGAAGAGGAGAUGUUGUAGAACAUCGUACGUUCAAAGUAUUAUGAGCAACUAAAUGCUUAGGGAGCGGGAGCUCAAGAGUGCGGUUGAAUAUUGAUUGAUACAUUAGGGCCUACCGAAAUAAUGAAACAUAAACUGGAGUGUCUCUACUGAUUCAGUGUAAAAGAUGAAAGCAUGGGCAAUGUAGGAUAACAUUAUAUUGCUUAUGUACUGAUUGUGGCCAGGAUAGAUAAGAGGUAAUUCAAAGAAGGAAAAGGGUAAGAUAGUGUUCUGGCGAGGGUUUUACUGCGCUAAUUCGAAUUGAAAACAACCUGUAGAUGCUCCUGGAAAGGCAACGUUGUCACAGAGUAUUGGAGUGAUCUAUUCUUUAAUGCUGGUCAGUGCUGCCUUUGUGAGUAGAAUUGUCCCGCGUGGUUGAAGUUGGAAUAGGCGCAGAGUGAAGGCAAAUUUCCUAAGCUGUGGUUAAUAUUCACAUUGAGGUGGAAAGGGCGUAGGAGUUUGUACUUAGGCUUCAUGAGGAAGUCCCUUUACAGUAAACCGUGAACUCAAUGUCACACUUUCCAUGGAUAGAACUCCCCUCGUCUUCUUCAAUGAAGGCUUUAGACAAUAUUUACUGUUAACACUAAUGGGUUUAGGACAAAGUGCAUCAUUAACGGGUUUACCUCAAACGAAGUCUGGCAAAAUAUAAUGUUUUUUUCUGACCAUUCCUCCUCAUGGGUGCGAUUAGUUUGCUUGAUAAUCUACAUGGGUUAGAAGAACCAGUUUUACAAUAGUUGAAGCUAAUUUUCAUCUGCUGACCUUUUCAUUCUGGUUAAUAUCUACACUUCAGCAUCACUGCCGCAGAUGUGGAGGAAUAUUUUGCAACAGUUGUACUCAGCAGAGGAUGACCUUGCGUGGACAAGGGGAUGCACCUGUUCGGAUAUGUGAUCCUUGUAAGAAGCUCGAAGAUGCUGCACGCUUUGAGUUGCGACAUGGACACAAAAAUCGCACAAUGAAAGGUAGUGUAUUUUUCUUUGCUGUCUGCUGUCAUGUUGCAUACAACAAGCAUUAUCCUUAUCCAUUCUAUAUUUUUCACUUUCUGUGCAGUUCUAGCCUUUUGUGCAGCUUGUGUGAUGCCUCUCCAUCAGUAGUUCUUUCCCUUUUAUGGUCACAGCUCUAGGAAAUAAAACUUCUGUGCUUAGGUGAAGUAAAAACAGCUUGCAUUUAGACUUAUACAUUGGUGACAGAAAAAAUGGCGUUCAGAAGGUUAUCAUAAACUGAUAUUUAGUUUUCCGGCAUCUAAUGAAAAAGCACAUGGUGUGGAGCAUUUUUCAUUCGGCUCUAAAAUUUUCAUUUCAUGACGUUUCUUUUAUUUAUUUAUUUGGUAACGGUGGACAAUGAAAGUUAUAACCAGGAUUACUGGUUCAUGCGAGUGAGGUACUUUACCUGUAGUGCUUUAGUAUCAGAACUAACGUAAUGCAAUAUAAUUUUUUUCUGCAUACGCGAGCAAAAUGAAAUGCAGUGAAUACUAUCCAACCAAAUUUAUCAGCGUAAAACAUUACUCUGCAUGCUUUUCCUUAGGUACCCUAAAACUGGAACCGAGGCAGGAGGAAGAGGCUUUCAGCCAGACACCUGGAACAGAAGAGAAUCUUAGUUCUUCAUCCUUACGGGAGCCACGAUCUGAUAUGGCCACAGGUAUUGCCUCAAGCUCGAAACAUCCGAAUGAAGCUGCCACUUCAGAGAGUAAUGGGGAUGCUCUCAAAGGUGGCAACAUAUUGAAUGAAAUGGAGUCCAAGAGCCCCGAAGAGUUGCGCCAACAGGCAGUGGAAGAGAAGAAAAAACACAGAAUUUUAAAGGGAGAAGGGAAGCACGAAGAGGCACUCCAGGCUUUUAAACGAGGUAAAGAGCUUGAAAGGCAGGCUCAGGCCCUGGACAUUGCCUUGAGAAAAAGUCGCAGGAAAUCCUCAGCUUCAACCAACUCUGUUAUAUCUCAGGAUAAAAAUGAUAGUAGUGAGGGAUUAACUGACAAAAGGAAUCCCACCUCGCAGUCAAGGAAGCCGGUAAAAGAUGACCUUGUAUCCGAACUGAGAGAUCUGGGAUGGACUGAUGGAGAUCUGCAUGAUAGUGACAAAAAGCCAGAGAAUUUGAGCUUGGAAGGUGAACUGUCAAGCAUUAUAAAAGAAGUUCUCCCGAAAGCCAGUGCAAGGAAGGGACCCAGCGCCAUUGAUAACAGUCAGGUUCUUGCUCACAAGAAAAAAGCUCUCAUGCUCAAACGCGAAGGAAAGCUUGCUGAGGCAAAGGAGGAACUGAAAAAGGCCAAAGUGCUAGAGAAAGAAUUGGAAGAACAGGCGCUUCUGGGCCAGGCUGAUGACUCUGACGAUGAACUUUCAACCCUUGUUCGCAGUUUGGAUGAUCACAAACAAGAUGACCCAUUGGCAGAUUUUGGACCUAAUCUUCUAACGAAUUUUGACCCUAUCUCUGUUCCAGACGACCUUGUACUUGAUGACAAUUUUGAUGUGAACGAUGAUGAUAUGAAUGACCCUGAUAUGGCCGCUGCCUUGAAAUCAUUUGGCUGGAGCGAGGAAGAUGACCACGCUGAGGAAGAUGGUACAGUGUCUCUACCCAGCAGAAGAGAGUCACCACAGAGUGAAGUAUUGCGACUCAAGAAAGAGGCUUUGAACCAGAAACGUGCUGGUAAUACGGCAGAGGCCGUGGGGUUGCUGAAGAAAGCAAAACAGCUUGAGAAGGACCUUGAGAUCGCCCAGAAUGAGCCACCAGCUUCUCACUCUAGAAGCCAACCCAUAUCUGAGGUCAAUGAUAAAAUUGUCACAGAGAUUAAGGAUCCUGAAUUUCGGCCCAAACCCAAAAGCAAACUCUUAAUACAGAGGGAGCUUCUGGCUUUGAAGAAGAAGGCUCUGGCUUUACGGAGAGAAGGGCGUGUGGAUGAAGCAGAUGAGGAGCUGAGCAAAGGGAAAGACCUCGAGCUCCAGCUCCAAGAGAUGGAGAAUCCCCCAAACCUUGCACCUGCGAAGUUGGAGGGCAUCAAGAAGAAUCAGCAUCAAUCCUUUGCGCCUCUGGAUGUUUCAGCAAGUUUUGCCGUUGAUGAGGAGCCAGAAGCCACACCAGAGGUGACUGAAAACGAUAUGGAUGAUCCGGCUCUGCUUUCAGUCCUAAAGAAUUUGGGCUGGACAGAAGAAGAUGUUGUGGCUGUAAGCAGCACUGGGGGAUCAUCUGGGCAAGCAAGUGAUCAACUCACUGAGGAAACUUGUCCUCCUUCAAGUGUCCCGAAGGUUCAGAGGUCUAAGGCCGAAAUCCAGAGAGAAAUUUUGGCUAUAAAGAGAAGGGCCCUUGCAUUCAGGCGGCAAGGGAAAACCCAGGAAGCAGAGGAAGAGUUGGAAAGGGCAAAGCCCCUCGAAGAACAGAUACAAGCAAUGGAGGCUCAACUUCCACCUGAACUGUCAGAACCAAAAACAUCAAAAGAAUCUAAGGUCCCCGAGAAUGAAGUUACCCAAGAAGAGGCUCACGAUGUGGGCUUGGAGAGGGGAGAAGCUUCUUCUAGAUCGGCACUGUCAUUGCCUGAUGUAUCUGCUCCUGGAACUUCUAAACCAGAGUCACCACCGGUUGCAGCUUUGGUGGGUUCCCAGCAUAAUCAAAGAGAUCCUGAGGGUAUUUCCUCCUCUCAAUCUGGGAAGCAUUCUGUCAUGAACCCAGUUCCAGAUAGUGAAGACAACCCGUCUCCGAGUCUCGAAUCUCUGGAUGACCAGAUACGAGCCCGGAAGAGGAAGGCCGUUGCUUUGAAGAGGGAAGGGAAGUUGGCUGAAGCCCGAGAGGAGUUAAGACAGGCAAAGCUUAUGGAGAAGGGUCUGGAAGAAGGGAAACGUGGCCAGGUUGUUGAAGUCGGUCAAAGCAGCAGCUCCACCUCCACAUCUAGCACUUCUGUCGUGUUUGAAAGAAAGCCGCUGUCAGGUCGGGAUCGUUUCAAGCUGCAGCAGGAAUCGCUCGCCCACAAACGCCAGGCUCUGAGGCUGCGAAGGGAAGGCAAGAUUGAAGAAUCUGAAGCAGAGUUUGAACUGGCCAAGUCUCUGGAGGCCCAGUUGGAGGAGAUGGAUAACAGCAAGAGCUUAACUAACAAGAAUGGAGCCCAGGCAGAUGAUUCUGUUGUUGAGGAUCUUCUUGAUCCCCAACUAAUGUCUGCUCUCAGAUCGAUAGGAUGGGAAGAAUCUGAUAUUAAACCUUCAUCCAAGAAGGUGAAUAUCAUCUCGCCGGAGAAAUCAGAAGCCAAGAUCGCCCAUCCCAAGGACGUGGCCGCCUACCCUGAGAGAGCUAAACUGGAAGAGCAGAUCAACUCCGAGAAGCGCCGGGCACUGAACCUGAAGCGGGCUGGGAAGCAAGCCGAGGCCUUGGAAGCUCUGCGCUCGGCCAAGUCUCUCGAAAAGAAGCUCAUGUCGCUGGGCUGA